AUGUUUCUGGCAUUUUUUUCUGGUUUAUCUAUUGUUCAAUAUUUAUGGACUCGUGAAAGCCAAUGCUCAACCACAAAUAUUGUUCGUCAUUCUGCUCAAGUCGUGUUCUCAGGAAACGAUGGACCAUUUGACACUACAAGUAUUGGCUCGAUUUGUUUGAGAUGGGGAAACAAAGAGAGAAAAUGCUGUACUAUCACGCUGGCGAUUAUCAACCAGUUGUCAGGAAAUGGAUUACGUGUCUAA
Molecule: messenger RNA, 243 nt
Organism: Caenorhabditis remanei
Lineage: Eukaryota; Metazoa; Nematoda; Chromadorea; Rhabditida; Rhabditidae
Exons: 3
Coding region: 1-243 (80 amino acids)
Source: RefSeq, a predicted model, not a curated record